AUGGAAGAACCCCGGAUAGCACGAAUCCGCAAAAAGAAAUCACGACACACCAACUAUUACAAAAACGCUGAAAAGUAUGUGAGAUGGGCCGAGGAGCGAGAACAGCGAGAACGCGAGUAUAUGUUGUCUCGACCUCCACCUGAACUAGAGGAAUACGACAGCACCCCCAUAAGACCCUACAAGAUUGUGAAAACGACGCGCUGGCAAGAACUGCUUCCUUGUGAAGCGGAAGAUUUUCAGAAAAACGGUAAUUCGCACUGCGCAACCCAGCAGUACACAAACGACACGGGCGCCCCGUCAUUACGUCAGCAGAGCGCGACGUGUUUGGCUAGACAGGCGCGUUUUCUAACCGAGGGUCUAUUGAAGGACGUUCGCAACGCGACAGUAUGGAAAUCGGUAUGGGAAGCUGUUCUCUAUGGGCAGAACGACUCUCUUAACGUGUUUCUGGUGUUUGCAACUGAGUUACAAAAGCAUUCUGAUUUCCCCUGCCAUUACAACGGUCUGUUGCAUCCUACAAAAACCCUUACAGAUCGAUGUGCCUCUCUGAGAGCGCUGCUGCUGCGUGGUAAAAGCCGGCAUCGAAUCGAGUCUGUGGCCCAAGCACUGACUGUGGGAGACGUCUCUUACCUGGAAUUGGGCGUCAAGCAUAUCCGCAACGAACUCAUCUUAAACUACACACGUGAUGAUCUGUAUGAACAUGCACAAAACGCCUUGACACGCUUGAAGAGCCUGACCGUGCUGGAUAUCCGAUAUGUCGAUAUCAGCGAUGCUACACUGUCCUUGUGGAAGAAUGCUCUUGUUCGAGGAGAUUGGCCUGAGCUGAAGGUCCUUCUGCUUGGCCAUUCCAAUGCUGAUAAAGUGGCCCCUCUAAUGGAAAUCCCGCAAUUGUGGUAUGUCGGAUACCGUGGGGAUCGUCUCUGCCAUCGCAAUUGGUUCACGUGCAAGAAUGACAUCAAGAAGGAUGACGUGCCCGAUCGAUUGCAAAAGAUCAUCAGGUGUGCUCAGAAUCACCCCUCCUCGUGGCUUCUCUCAAGUUUAAAGGAACUGAACAAUGAGAGCCAGCGUGGAAAGCUCAUCCUCGAGGUUAACUUCUCAAUGACAUCAUGGGAUCUGGAAGAGCUUCGAAAACGUCCAGCUGACUAUGUGCAUUGUGUCCGAAUGAGGAAGAACGAAGAGAAGGCUCUGAACCCACCAUCGACGGCCGUAAGGACGGAGCCCAAGCCCUUGUAUCGUCAGGUGGCUCGUAAGCGACGAGUAGAUGCUGCAGUAAGUGGAUUUUUUGGCCAGGUUGGGCCCAAGCGUCCCUGUCCCUGA
Yarrowia lipolytica CLIB122 is the source of this 1314-nucleotide messenger RNA. RefSeq lists its product as uncharacterized. The record is from RefSeq and is a predicted model, not a curated record. Lineage: Eukaryota; Fungi; Ascomycota; Dipodascomycetes; Dipodascales.